UCACGCACACAAACGCACACACACGCACACACUGAACAAUCAUCAGAAAAGCAAAUGCCAUCUACUACAUAGCGUGUAAAUCCAAGCAACUAAUGACAGUUUCCAUCAAAUAUUUAUCAGCCUGUCUUUUGGGAUGAUGGCGACGAUGAAGAAGCGCUGCUGAAGCUGCAUAAAGCAUGUGACCAGUGUCAUGGAAUAUAAUGAAAGACUUGCUCGUUUUCGUCAGGGUCAUGUCAACCCAUUUGACAGGAGAGAGAUCGACAGCAGCACUGAGGGGAAGGAUCCUCCAAAAGAUGAGGUAAGGUCGGAGAUCUUUUCCUCAGAAUCCAAAACUCAAAGUUCAGACCGACCAAUGGAUCUGGGCUUGGCUGAAGACCAUUUCUCUCGACCUGCGGGUUCGUUUGUGGCAUCCGAUGUAGAGCAGCUGAAACAGGCCAUAGCAGAGUGCAAGAGACUGAUCCUGGAACUGCCAGAACAUUCAGAGAAACAGAAGGACACAGUCAUCAAAUUGAUCCAUCUUCGGCUCAAACUACAGGAAUUAAAGGACCCAGAGGAAGAUGAGCCGAACCUGCAGGUUCUGUUAGAGCAUCGAUUCUCAAAGGAGAAGAGCAAGAGUGUCAAACAGAUGUGUGACAAAUGUAGCACUAUCAUAUGGGGCCUCAUUCAGACCUGGUACACCUGCACAGGUUGUUAUUACCGCUGUCAUAGCAAGUGUAUGCAUCUUAUCAACAAACCAUGUGUGAGGUCAAAGGUCAGCCAUCAGUCUGAGUAUGAAGUCAGCAUCUGUCCUGAAGUUGGUUUAGACAAACAGGACUACAGAUGUGCUGAGUGUCGGACACCCAUCUCUCUACGGGGUGUUCCUAAUGAGGCACGGCAGUGUGAUUAUACAGGUCAGUAUUACUGCAGCAGCUGCCACUGGAACAACACAGCCAUUAUUCCGUCUAGAGUCAUACACAACUGGGAGUUUGAGCCCCGUCAGGUGUGUCGUACAUCAAUGCGCUAUCUUGCUUUGAUGAUAACCAGGCCUGUGCUCAAACUGAAGGAAAUCAACCCUCUUCUCUUUAACUUUGUGGAGGAGCUGGUGGAAAUCAGAAAAUUACGUCAGGAUAUAUUGCUAAUGAAGCCAUAUUUCAUCACCUGUAAGGAGGCCAUGGAGGCCCGACUCCUGUUGCAUCUUCAAGAUCGUCAGCACUUUGUGGAGAAUGACGACAUGUACAGCCUACAGGAUCUGAUUGACACAUCCAGCGGGCGUCUCAGCUGUUCCCUUACUGAAAUUCACACAACUUUUGCCAAACAUAUUAAACUGGACUGUGAGAAAUGCCAGGCCAAAGGCUUCAUGUGUGAAUUGUGUAAAGAGGGUGACAUUCUCUUCCCAUUCGACAACCACACCUCCGUCUGUAAUGACUGUUUUGCUGUUUUCCACAGUCUGAAAAAAGAAGAGCAUAUAACAUUAAAACAACACAAGGGGAUUGUUACUAUGAUAACUCGACCACAUGUCCGCGCUGUGCAAGAAUGCUGGAAUGGCAACAUGAGGAGUCCCAGAACCUGUAGAUGAACCUGACAGAUGGAUGAAUCACAAAUACUGUCAAAGAUCUUCAGAGUCAGAACUUGUCUUAUAUUCAGUUUAUUUGUUCUUGAUGUUUUACCCAUGCUUCUGUUAGCUUCUGAACUGACAUUGAUGAAGUGUGAUCAGGAUAGAAGGAAAACCUCACAUUUUGAAUAUAUAAAUAUAGAACUUCUGGUUACUGUUAUAUAUCUUCAGUCCAAAGAGAAAUCAUCUUUGACAAACUUUAACAAUGGCAUGUUCCUCUUAAGAAUGUGACCGUGAGAUCAAUUUGAUUUCUUUCUAUAUGUAAUCCUGGGUAGCAUGCUUUUUAAGGGACCAGGAAAAAAUACUACAAAGCUAUACUAUGUUCUGCUUUACAUUUAUAACCCUGUUAUACACUGUGGUUUAAUGCAGUAGAUAAUAUGCUGAUAAUUGGUUCUAUGAUAAUUAAUGAUCUAAAACAAAUUCUGUGCAACUAUUUCUGGUUUAAGAUUAUCUCAGAAUGGAAUCUUCUGUAAUGCAGUUACCUGGUGUAAAAUUGUAUCCUAUUAAAUGACAAAAUGCUA
Molecule: messenger RNA, 2112 nt
Organism: Carassius carassius (crucian carp)
Lineage: Eukaryota; Metazoa; Chordata; Actinopteri; Cypriniformes; Cyprinidae
Gene: def8
Product: differentially expressed in FDCP 8 homolog
Exons: 13
Coding region: 191-1555 (454 amino acids)
Source: RefSeq, a predicted model, not a curated record